Diorhabda sublineata is the source of this 1867-nucleotide messenger RNA. Its product is annotated as putative glycerol kinase 5. Gene Ontology annotation, molecular function: glycerol kinase activity. Gene Ontology annotation, cellular component: mitochondrion. The coding region runs from base 180 to 1736 and encodes 518 amino acids. Gene Ontology annotation, biological process: triglyceride metabolic process; glycerol metabolic process; glycerol-3-phosphate biosynthetic process. The transcript has 10 exons. The record is from RefSeq and is a predicted model, not a curated record. Lineage: Eukaryota; Metazoa; Arthropoda; Insecta; Coleoptera; Chrysomelidae.
GACGUUUAGAUAACCUCAAUCUUACAUUAUUCAUAGAAUAAAUAAAAACAAGACAAUCAUCAAUAACAACAGAGACAACUAGUUGUUUUUUAACAAUUAUUCAUUAUUCAUGAUUACUUACGCAAACGUUAAUUAUUGUUCGUCGUAUCAUUCGAUAGAUAUAGGUUGACUGUUACGAUAUGUCUGGUGAUUCUAAAGGGUUUAUAGCAGCUCUAGACGUAGGAACAACUACGAUAAAAUGUCAUAUAAUCAGUUCUUCAGCAAGAUCUGUAGGAUACGCUUCAUAUAUCGUAAAACUGCAUUAUCCUCAUCCAGGUUGGGUUGAAAUAGUACCAGAUGAACUAUUUCAAAGUGUUUUAAAAGUUAUAUUAGAAGCUGUACAAAAUGCAAAUAUAAGCGUAUACCAAAUAAAAUCCAUAGCAAUAUCGACCCAAAGAUGUUCAUUCAUUACUUGGAGGAAAGAUAAUGGUGAAUAUUUACAUAAUUUCAUAACUUGGAUGGAUCUUAGAGCAAGUGAAUUAAUAAAGAGAUUAAAUAAGUCAAUAACAACAACUGCUUUAAGGUGGGUGGCUUAUUUCAUUUAUUUAGGAACCUUUAAUAAAAAAUAUGGCAUGGCGAGUAAAUUACAAGUCAGAAAUAAUCACGUAUCUGGAAGAUUAUUAUGGGUCUUUGAAAAUGUCAAAUCAGUAAAACAAGCUCUACUAGAAAACAAUCUUAUGUUUGGAACAGUUGACACAUGGCUAAUAUAUAAAUUAACAGGGGGAAUGUCGUAUGUUACAGACAUCACUAAUGCUUCUUCAACAGGUUUCUACGACCCUUUUAUUCUAGAUUGGGGCAUCAUAGCCAAAGCACUAAGGAUACCAACCAACUUUUUACCAAAAGUAGUAGAGAAUGAUUAUGAUUUUGGUGAAACUCAAAAAGAUCUCUUUGGAUUACCCAUAAAAAUUGGUUGUGUGAUGGCUGAUCAACAAUCUUCUGUUGUGGGUACUUGUAGUUUCUUUGAAGACGAUCUGAAGCUUACAAUGGGCACAGGAGCAUUUUUAGAUGUGAAUACAGCGAAAAUCAUUCAUCCAAGUUUAAAUGGUAUGUAUCCUUUAGUAGGAUAUAAAAUUGGUAAAGAAUUGGUGUAUAUUUCUGAAGUUCCAUGCACUGAUGCGGGUUCUAUAAUCCAAUGGCUACUACAUUGUGGUUUAGUUGACAAUCCAAAAGUUACUUCGGAAAUGGCAUUGUCUGUUGGAGAUGCGAAAGGUGUGUUCUUCAUUCCCGCUUUUAGUGGAUUAGGGCCGCCUAUUAAUGAUGAUCAAGCCGGUACUGGAUUUAUUGGUAUUAAACCGUUUACUAAAAAGGAACAUUUAGUGAGGGCUGUACUAGAAAGUAUCGUUUAUCAAAUAGUUAAAACAGUAGAUUUGCUUAAAAGGGAAAGGGAAGGAAAUUAUUCAUCUAUAAAAGUUGAUGGGGGUUUAUCUUCUAAUGAUUUCAUAUGCCAAUUAUUAGCAGACUUAACAGAUUUACAGAUAAUUAGGUUAUAUAUGUCUGAUAUGGCUGUGAUGGGGGUGUCCUUUGUAGCUGGAUUAUCUUGCGGAUUUUGGACUGGAAAAGAGGAUUUUCAACGGCAUUGUGACGUUUCAAAAACAUUUCCGCCUUCAAGUGAUAAGGAACAUAAGGAAAAAUGCAGAUUUAAUUAUAAUAAUUGGUUAUCGGCUGUGGAUAGGUUCAAAUUGUGGUAUCAGAAGUAACUAUAUUUGAAAAUUUUCAUUGUGGUUUUUCAUUAUAAACAAACUGGGAUUAAGAUUAGUUUAUAUGGUGCUAGAUAUUUUCCAGUAUGUAUUAAAACUUUUUUUGUAUAAAUAAAAACAUUUUACAAUAU